AUGCCUACUUCACUUGUCAGCGGUCCUUUCCUCUCCCUUCGCCACACUCCCUCGUACGUUCGCCCGGGCGAGGGUGAGGGGUACAAUGGCCAUUCGGACAGUGUGCCGCCCUCGCACCGGCCAUCCGUCUCUUCGGCGCCCUUCUCUUCUUUGAAGUCAGGGCCGCCCAGCGUUUCUCACGACUACACGCACGUCCGUCCGCCUUGGGAGAGCCCUUCCAAUGGGUCCAAUGGCGCGGCGCAUUACAGCUCGGACGACGAUUUCCUCAAGCUGGGCCACCCCCAGCAGGACCUUCUCCUCCUCCAUGGCCCGCGCCAGAAGCACGCGCUCGAAAAAUCGAAAGAAAUCCCGCCGCUCAAGAGCGACGACGAGCUCCUUAUCCAAGUUCUUGCCAUUGGCUUGAACACAGUCGAUUGGAAGGGUCCCGACGACGGCUUCGGACAACCAUCAUAUCCGUGGGUCAAUGGCAGGGACUUUGCCGGCUUGGUUGUUCGCGCGCCGCGCAAACCGAGCCGAGUGCAGGCGGGCGACGUCGUCUUUGGCCCCUCGACGGAUUACAGAGACAUUCGCAAGGCGGCGUUCCAGGAGUACGUCGUGACGACCGACUACAACGUUGCUAGGAUACCCAAGGACGUGUCGGUGAGAACAGGUGCCGCAAUUGGUGUCUCGUUCGUCGCUGCUGCCCUUGGUCUCGGUACCUCGCUCGGUGUCGACUUCAGCUCUCUCGCUGUAGCCGCUCCUCUGGGCCCCGACCUGUAUCAAUUGGUGCGCUCUAUUGACCGCCACCAAUUCCCGGAAGAUGUUCGCGCAGAGGUGUUUGACAGCAUUCCCGCUGACGAACGGCCAGUCCGCGGGGAUUGGCUCGUGAUUUGGGGAGGCUCUUCAACCACGGGCAUCAUCGCGCUCCAGCUUGCCAAGCUGGCAGGGCUCCGGGUCAUUGCGGUGGCCGAUGUGGCCAGGAACGGAAAGCGUCUGAUCGAUUUCGGAGCCGACAUGCUCGUGGACAGGUUCGACCACCAGCGUGCCAUCGACGUGAUCCGCAGCAUUACCGGCAACCAGCUGCGCUUCGCCAUAGACGUGACCGGGCGGGAGUCGGCUACGCACCUGCAGGACAUGCUGCACACUUCGGCGGCUGAGAAGCGUGCUCACUUGCUCGGCUAUGCCGGCCUCCCCAAGAACAAGGUCAUCGACGUGCAGCAGCACAUUGUGCCCAUCAAGAUCUUCCACGCGGCAUCUGCCAUUGGCGAAGCUCUCAUGACUUGGGCUGAGGAGCUCUUGGUCGCCAGGACCUUGAAGUUCCCCGAGAUCGAGGUGGCUGACGGAGGUCUUAACGGCAUCAACGCUGCCCUCGACCGGAUGAGGAGUGGUGAACUCACGGGCAAGCGUAUCAUCCUUCCCGUCACCGAGACCGAUGCCCCGAGCGGCCCCCCUUCGAUCCCACCAAGCAUCCCCAACGGCAUCAGCGUUGCAAGCGUAGCCCCGGAACCCCCUGCUGCCGACGACUUCGCGUACGUCAACCAGCUCAACUCAGACCCCAACCGCCUCCAAUUCGCGUACUGGGUGCCCAACGUCUCGGGCGGCCUCGUCAUCUCGAAGAUCCCGCAGCGCACCAGCUGGGACCUCAAGUCGAACAAGCGGUACGCGCAGACAGCCGAACGCGUCGGCUUCGAAUACGCCCUCAGCCAGAUCCGCUUCAUGGCCGGCUACGGCGCCGAGAACCAGCACGAGCCCGUCACCUUCUCGCAAGCCCUCCUCCACAGCACCGAGCGCCUCAAGCUCAUCGUCGCCCUGCUUCCCGGUCCCUGGAACCCUGCCAUCGCGGCCAAGCAGAUCGCGUCCAUCGACAACUACACCGACGGCCGCGUCGCCGUCAACGUCGUGUCCGGAUGGUUCAAAGCAGAGUUCCACGCCAUCGGCCAGUGGUGGCUCGACCACGCCGAGCGCUACCGGCGGUCCCGCGAGUUCAUCGAGUGCCUCCGCGGCAUCUGGACGCAGAAGAGCUUCACGUACAAGGGCGACUUUUACCAGUUCAACGACUACCCCUUGCAGCCCAAGCCGCUCGCCUGGCCCGGCCGCCCCCACCCGGAGAUCUUCCAGGGCGGCAACAGCGUCGACGCCCGCGACAACGCUGCCGCCGUCUCCGACGUCUACUUCAUGAACGGCAACACGCUGGAAGCCUUCAUCGCGCAGAUCGAAGACGUGAAAGAGCGCGCGCGCAGGAAUGGGCGUGAAGGGCAGGUGCGCUUCGCCCUCAACGGCUUCGUCAUCGUGCGCGACACCGAGGCCGAGGCCGUCCGCGUGCUGCGCGAGAUCCAGGGCCGCGCUGACCCCGAGGCCGUCGAGGGCUUCCGCCAGCAGGUGCGGAAUGCGGGCGCGUCGGCGCAGGAUGGUCGUGGCAUGUGGGCCGACUCGUCGUUCGACGACCUCGUGCAGUAUAACGACGGGUUCAAGACGAAGCUGAUCGGCACCAAGGAGCAGGUUGCGGAUCGCAUCUUGCUGCUGAAGAGCAUCGGUGUCGAUAUCUUGUUGACGGCUUUCCUGCACUAUGAGGAUGAGAUUAAGGCGUUUGGCGAGACGGUCAUUCCGCUUGUGAGGAGGCUGGAGAGGGAGGGGAGGGGCAGGGAUAAGGAUUUGGAGAUUAGGUUGACUGGGGAUGUUUAUCGGGAGAGGAAGUACUGA
Lasiodiplodia theobromae is the source of this 2679-nucleotide messenger RNA. RefSeq names its product alcohol dehydrogenase. Gene Ontology annotation, biological process: alkanesulfonate catabolic process. The transcript has 2 exons. Gene Ontology annotation, molecular function: alkanesulfonate monooxygenase activity; oxidoreductase activity, acting on NAD(P)H. Bases 1 to 2679 code for a protein of 892 amino acids. The record is from RefSeq and is a predicted model, not a curated record. Lineage: Eukaryota; Fungi; Ascomycota; Dothideomycetes; Botryosphaeriales; Botryosphaeriaceae.